UCAAACAUUCGUGGCACAGGCAUCAGUCAGUUUCUGAAGUUGCUCAAACAACAGUGCAAUCUGAAGACUUUCUAUUUGUAUCUAAUUUACUUUUUUGUGAAAACUACUUAAAAACAAUCAAUCAAAAUGCCUUGCCCCUGUGGAACUGGUUGCAAAUGCUCUUCUCAAAGUGGAACUGGCAAUUGUGGUUGCGGCUCUUCAUGCAAAUGCUCAUCUGGUGGUAGUUGCGACAAGGGCAACUGCGGCAAGUAAAGUGAUUCUUUUGUAUACAUUUACAUAUAUAUUUUAUUUGAUUGGAUCGAAUUGUAUUUAAUUAAGACUUAUUUAGUUUAUAAAAUUUGUAUAACAUACAUGUGAAAAUGUAUUAAAUUAAUUUAAGUGAAAUUUACAAA
This is a messenger RNA of Lucilia cuprina (Australian sheep blowfly), 392 nucleotides long. RefSeq names its product metallothionein-1-like. NCBI's taxonomy places the organism in Eukaryota, Metazoa, Arthropoda, Insecta, Diptera, Calliphoridae. Bases 127 to 252 code for a protein of 41 amino acids. The transcript is spliced from 2 exons. Gene Ontology annotation, molecular function: metal ion binding. The record is from RefSeq and is a predicted model, not a curated record.